Messenger RNA from Petromyzon marinus (sea lamprey), 4345 nucleotides. The record is from RefSeq and is a predicted model, not a curated record. Lineage: Eukaryota; Metazoa; Chordata; Hyperoartia; Petromyzontiformes; Petromyzontidae.
AGGCGGCCGGGCGUGGUGCUGGCCACCCACCCCGUCGUGUGCCUUUCCGGCCUUCAUAGGUGCUACUCGCUAACAGCUCUUGCCCCAACAGUCUUUUUAGGCUAUACGGGGGGAUCUUUGCCUUUGUUCGCAUGCUCAAGCCUCCACAAGUCCUCACAGCUACACCACCUCCGCAGGCUUGCUACAGCAAAGAAAAACGCCGGCGGCGGCCGACGGCCGACGGCCUCAGCCCUCGGACGGCACGGCCCCGCGGACAUGGCCGGCGCCGGCUGGACCUCCCAGCGGUUCCUCAAGAGCCAGCGCGAGCGACUGCCUCGCGCGAUGGCGCCCUGCGUCGCCAGCGUCCUCGACUCGAUGGUGGCGUGGGGCUUCAUCAACCACGAGGAGCACGAGGACGUGGAUUACCGGCGGCCCACCGAGGCCGCCCGCCAUCUGCUCACGAUCGCCGAGGGCAAGGGCGAGGAGGUGGAGCAGGCUCUGCUGCUGGCGCUGUGGGUGCGCGGCUGCGUUGAGCCGCCCGCCGAGAUGCGGGCGCCGCUGGUGGCGCUGCGGGACGAGCUGGAUGCCCGGUGCGCCGCUUGCGUGGGAGAAGAUCCGGAGGCGAGGCUCAGGAGGAUCCGGCCGGCGCUGGUGGAGAGCUUUGACGACGUCGGGAAGGUGGUGGAGGAGCUGGUGCAGCAGGGGGCGCUCAGCGCGGAGGACCACGAGAAGAUCCUGCUGCCCUCCUACACGAGGCCCGAGCAGGUCCGAACCCUGCUCAAUUUACUUGAUGCCAAGGGCCCGCAAAGCGCGACGGCCUUCCUGAACUUGGUCGACGUGGAGAAGAUCACCGAGCAGGGACCGUUGAAGCCCCCAGUCCACGCCUUCCGGCGCAAGCUGCAGGACCACCACGAGACGAGCUCGCGCCACCUGCUCGCGUACAGCCGUCGCGAGCACGCCCUCCUGGACGACGUCUACGUCGAGGUGCAGCUGCAGGCGCUGAUGCAGCCGGGCCGCCCGUCGGAGAGCGUCACCCUCGACUCGCUGGCUCGGGGCGAGUGGACGAGCGACCGGGAGCGGAAGGACGUGCUGCUGGUGACGGGAGACGCCGGCAGCGGCAAGACCACGCUGCUGCAGAGGCUGACGGGCGAGUGGUCCCGCGGCAGGCUCCUGAGCUGCUUCGAGCUGGUGUUCGCCUUCGGCUGCGGCCAGCUGAACGUCGUGAAGAAGGAGCUCUCGCUCCGGGAGCUGCUCUUCAACCACUGCUGCAGCCCCGGCGACGGCGGCGGCGGCGGCCUCGACGUUGUCGUGCGCUACAUCGCCGGCCACCCGGAGAAGGUCCUCUUCUGCUUCGACGCCAUCGACGAGUUCCGCGAAGACUUCCUGGCCGAGGGCCGCGUUUGCGCGUCGACGGAGGAGCCCGUCCCGAUGGCCGACCUCCUCAAGAACCUCCUGCAGGGCAACGUGUUGAGGGGCUCGAAGAAGAUCGUGACGGCCCGGACGGGCGCGUCCCUGCAGCCGCUGGACGUGCACGUGUGCAGGAGGGUGGCGAUCGCGGGCUUCUCCGACGACGCCGUCCUGCGGUACCAGCAGAAGUUCCACAGUGAAGAGGGCGCCAGGAGGAACGCGUGCGAGCUCAUCCGGACCAACCCGGACAUCCGGAGCCUCUGUCAGGUGCCGCUCUACUGCUGGAUCGUCUCCAAGUGCUACGACAGGAUCGGCGGCCGCGGCGGCGUGUCCACCGUCACCGAGAUCUACCUGUCGAUGCUCGAGGUGUUCCUGACCCGCGGCGAGUCGAAGGCGGCGCCGACGAGCCGGGCGACGCUCUUCCGCGCCAACAGGGACGCGCUUCUGCGGAUCGGGAAGCUCGCGCACGUCGGCCUGCUCGCCGCGCGGACGUCGUUCACCACGCCCGACCUCGACGCCUGCGGCGUGACGCAGCGGGACCUGGCCCUCGGCGCGACGGUCCACACCCGGCGGUACUUGGGCUUCGGCGAGGGCGACGUGUUCGGCUUCGUGCACUUCACGGUGCAGGCGCUCUUUGCGGCGCUGUACGCGGUCGCGGGCGCCGAGCUGGGGCCCGACGCGCUGCUCGCCCACUUCCCGAACGCCGUGCGGCCCAAGGCGGUCAGGCGGGCGGUCGGCGCGCUCGGCUCGUGCGUGGCCGCGGCGGCGGAGGCACCGCCGGGGCCCGGCGCCGCGCCUAGCCGGCCCCUCGCGGGCAGCGGCGGGGCCAACCUCCGCGCCGUGUGCCAAUUUGCGAGCGGCCUGCUUUCCAAGAGGCACGGCGAGCUGCUGGCGUGCCUGGCGGACAAGGCCUCCGUGCGGCGCAAGCGGGCCGCCGUGAGGAAGCAGCUGAGGCGCAGCGUCAAGGACCACGUCCGCAGGCUGGACGACCGCGACGGGCACCUGACACCGGAUUUCGUGUGGGUGCUACGCUGGCUCUUCGAGUUCCAGGAGGAGAAGGUGGCGCGUAAGGCGGCGCGCGACUUUGCGGGCGGCCACGUGAAGCUGAACUACACGUCGCUGGGCCCGGCGGACUGCACCUGCCUGUCCUACCUGCUGCGCCACCUGCCUCGGCCCGUCAUCGCGGAACUCGACAACAACUUCAUCGGAGACCUAGGCCUGCAGCAGCUGCUGCCCUGCAUCGGAAAAUUCUCCGAGCUCAGACUCAGCAUCAACAGGAUAACGGACAGAGGCGUCGACAUCCUGAUUCCUGAACUGAUAAAGCACAACAUCGUCACCUUUCUGGGGCUCUAUAAAAACCAACUCACGGACGAGUCGACCCCUUUGCUUGCUGAGCUCGUCACCAAGAGCAGCCACCUCAAGACGCUCGCGCUGGGAGAAAAUCGCAUCACCGGUGACGGCAUGGUCCCCCUCGCCAACGCCAUCAAGCACAGCAAGUCGCUCAAAUUAAUCCUCCUUUGGGGAAAUGCAGUUGGGGACAGAGGAGCGGAGUGCCUGGCGGACGCGCUGGAGGUGAACGCCACACUCGAAUUCAUCAGCUUGGUGAGCAACAAAGUGGGGCACGCCGGGGUGGCGCGGUUGGCCGAUGUCUUGCACAGGAACAGCACUUUAAAGACCCUAUGGUUAGGUGAGAACGAUCUGGGCGAUGAAGAAGCUUUCCUGUUGGCCGAUUGUCUCAAAUCCAACAAAGGUCUCAAAGAACUCUGGCUGAACAAGAACAAGAUCACGAUGUCGGGGGCGCGCGCUCUGCUGGACGCGUUGGAGGACAAUGCGACCGUCGAGAAAGUGAUUGCGUCAAAAUGCCCUCUCGGAGGAGGAGUACAAAGAAGUGCUCGCGAAGGACCAUCGGAUGGACUGAACCUCCUCGUCUUAUCUCGAAGGAAUUUUACACGGCGCAUUAACCAAGGCGCUCUGCACAGAAUUAACGACGGUACAACAACGUGUGAAUGUAGCGGUGGAAAUGAAGCGAAUGAAAUGGAUGAGAGGAAGCAAUGGGGGGGGGGCGAAUCUGUGAUGGUGAUGCGUGGCUUCGGUGAAAGCGAAAUUGAUGGCAGUAAAUGAUAUUGAAUGGAUUGAAUGAGUGAUAGCCGCGUAAUGAGAACAUGAAGAGUCGUGGGUCGAGCUAGGGAACAAUGCGUGUGAGUUGUGAGCGAGGAGCGGAAGCUUAGUGAACGAAGGUGACCGCUUAAUGUGGAGGGGGAAAUUUGUUCCGGUGAAGGGGGGGGGGGGGGUGAGAUGAGAGAGCGGGCGACUACGUGGAUUGAGCACGAGGAGGAGGAGGAGGAACGGAGAGACAGCAAAGAUUGAGAACGUAACUUACGGAGGAUACAACAAAUACGAUAUUAGGAAGCCACUUUGAACUUAUGCACUUUUAAAUCGACGAGAUUGAAAACUCAUUUCCUUAGAACUGCUUUUUCGUGUUUAGUUUGUUGUCCUUCCCCACGCACCUCCGAUUAGCGAGGUUGGCUACGUACGGCGCGAAAGAAGUUCAGCACGCUUACGUACGCACGGAUCGUGCGAAACUGCGUGUAACCUAUGCAAUGAAGAUGUAAUUAUUGUUUCCCGACACCAGGGGUCGGCAGCCAAAAUAAGAAGAAGGGCCAUCUUUUGUUCGAGUUCGCCCAAAUAAAACUCGAGCGCCGCAAUGCACCGUGACGAAUACGAGACGGUUGGGGUCCUUGAUGAACGUCGUCACAGGAAGCGGUCCUUAAAGCAGCCGCGUGCGGCUCCGGUGCCGCCGGUUGCCCCGACCCCCUGGUCUAGACAGUGUGUAGAGUAGGGUGGCAAUCAGAAUUUGAAGGUUGUUAUUUUCAAGGUUGACGGCCGCCUUGAUUUUCAUUCGUUCGCCUGUUAAAAAUGAAGCACAAAGGUGUCUCCCGAGGCGCAUGGGCAUGGGGGG